AUGACGGAACAACAGGUUGAACAUUACAAAAAAAUUGCUUUUUUUGGUGUGGCAAUUAGUACAGUAGCUACAAUAUGUAGUGUAAUUGUGACACCACUUCUUUACUACUAUAUUCAAAUUAUACAAACAACUUUGACAAACGAAAUUGAAUUUUGUAAACAACGUUCAAAAAAUAUGUGGAAGGAAUAUGCAAAUAUUGAGGAGAUGUUAAACGUCAAAGAACAACGUUCGUGGCGUAGUCCACGUCAAACAAAUUUCGAUUACUACUCACCAAUGAGUAAUGGAGAAACAUCACCCUAUGAUGUUUUAAGACCUUAUUCGGAUCCCAGAGUAAUGCAGGCACAUACGGUUUAUGAUAUUCAGGGUCCAUACUCAAAUCUUGGUUUACCGCAAGUGCAAACAGGUGUUUAUGAUAUUCCAGGACCGUAUCUGGAACCUGAAAUACCGCAAACAGAAGUGUACCAGAAUUCUGUAUGCUGUAGUUGCAAAAUUGGUGAAGCAGGCGAAGUAGGGCCACCUGGACCACCAGGAGAUCCAGGAACUGAUGGGUUGCCGGGUAAAAAUGGUCGUCGAGGUCCAGAUGCAAUUGAAGGAUUGGAUUUUCGCUAUCAGGAAUGGUGUUUCGAUUGUCCACCAGCACCAGCUGGUCCUCCUGGUCUGCAAGGACCAAAGGGACCUCCUGGUCAACGUGGUGCACGAGGCCUUGAUGGACAGAAUGGAGCUGAUGGACUAAUCGGGUUUCCUGGAGAACCAGGCAGACGUGGACCUCGUGGAAGUCCUGGAUUAAGAGGACAAGCAGGUGAACCAGGGAAGAUUCAUAACAUGCCGGGCAGGAAAGGAAUACCGGGUCCACCAGGUUUACCCGGUCCACCGGGACCUGAUGGUAAGAAUGGACUUGAUGGACAAAAUGGACAUCGAGGACCACCGGGUCCUCCCGGUGCACGAGGACCACCAGGACCACCAGGACGACGAGGAGCACCUGGUUCUGAUGGUCUUGCUGGCAAAAAGGGUAGCGGAAGUGAGUGUGACCAUUGCGCAUUGCCACGUCUUGAAUCAUCUGGUCACUCAUAA
Molecule: messenger RNA, 1071 nt
Organism: Brugia malayi
Lineage: Eukaryota; Metazoa; Nematoda; Chromadorea; Rhabditida; Onchocercidae
Product: Nematode cuticle collagen N-terminal domain containing protein
Exons: 7
Coding region: 1-1071 (356 amino acids)
Molecular function (GO): structural constituent of cuticle
Source: RefSeq, a predicted model, not a curated record